Elaeis guineensis (African oil palm) is the source of this 1356-nucleotide messenger RNA. Lineage: Eukaryota; Viridiplantae; Streptophyta; Magnoliopsida; Arecales; Arecaceae. The record is from RefSeq and is a predicted model, not a curated record.
AUGGCUUCAAUCGAACGCACCCUGCUCACCUGGAUUCUUGGCGCACUAAGUCUGGGUGCCUUGUUGGUUGCAUUGCUCACAUACGUCGUGACACUUGAUGAAAUGCACGAAGUCUUCGAUGCAGAUCUGAAGAACAUCGCACAAGCGGUAGCGAGUUACCACCACGCCGGGUAUGGGCCAGGGGACGAUAGCGUUGUGGUCUUGCCAGAUCGAACCGAUACCCCGCAAGAUUCUGAAAUCGUGACAUUGACCUGGACGCGCGCGGGCAAACGAGUGUUCGCCUCUGAUCCUCGGGUAGACCUCCCAUUUAGCAGUAUGCAGGGACUGCCUCGCAUAACCUCAAAGGGGGAAGGCUGGAUCGUUUACUCCAGCGUAAAUGACGACGGCGUUGCCCAAGCUGCCCAACGUGUAUCGGCCCGUCAGGAGAUGGCAGGGGAGUCGGCGUCUAAAGUUCUGCCGCCCUUGUUUGGACUUGUGGUGGUGGUCGGUGGAUUGCUGAUUUUUGGUUUGCGCAAAGGACUGAGACCACUUCAAGGCGCUGCGCAAGACGUCUCUCAGCGCAGCGCACAUUCGCUGGACCCCAUCUCACUGGAUGGGGUUCCGAAUGAAAUUCAGCCGCUGGUGGUAUCGAUCAACGACCUGAUGCAGCGCCUGGGAGAAGCGUUUGCGACGCAGCGUCGAUUUGUAGCCGAUGCCGCGCACGAGUUACGAACUCCAAUCACGGCACUGCGUUUGCAACUGCAGUUGCUUCAGGGAAGCGUCAACGAUGCAGAGCGUGCGCAGGCGAUGAGUGAGCUCGCCUCAGGAGUUGACCGGUCCCAACGUCUGGUGGAGCAGUUACUGAACAUUGCAAGAGCUGACGCCGACAGUGAGCAUUUUGAUCCGCAGCCGCUCAAUCUGACGGAAGUGGUGAAGUCGGUGGUUGCGCGCUUCAGCUUGAAAGCCGAAGUGCUCGAUAUUGAUCUGGGAGUCAGUGGCGAGUUGACUUCCGCAGGCGUUUGGGUGAAUGGGGACCUCGAACAACUCUCAGUGUUGCUGAACAAUCUGGUCGAAAACGCGCUUCGAUUUACGCCGGAGGGUGGCGUGGUUGACGUCAACAUCUCUCAAGAUCAUGACGCCUCCACACUGCUUCGCGUCAUCGACAAUGGUCCGGGUAUUUCCGAUUCCGAGCGGGAACGGGUUUUUGAUCGUUUCUACCGCGGAAGCGAAGCCACGGCCUUGGCACGCGAUGGCUAUGGCAGUGGUCUCGGGCUGGCGAUCGUGCGCGCGAUUGCCGAACGCCACAGUGCCAGUGUUAGCUUGGCACGGCCGGCGGAACACAUGGGUCUUGAAGUCACUGUUCGCUUUCCGCACUGA